Molecule: messenger RNA, 1290 nt
Organism: Arachis stenosperma
Lineage: Eukaryota; Viridiplantae; Streptophyta; Magnoliopsida; Fabales; Fabaceae
Product: O-fucosyltransferase 19-like
Exons: 8
Coding region: 1-1290 (429 amino acids)
Cellular component (GO): cytoplasm
Source: RefSeq, a predicted model, not a curated record
AUGACGUAUCAAACUCUGGAAAUCUGGAAGCAUCCCAAGAGUGACAACUACUACAAAUGCAUUGAUAGUCAACCAAAGAGUAAAAACAUGGUCCAAUCGAAAGUAGGAAACGCCACAAAUGGCUACCUUUUGGUUCACGCCAAUGGAGGAUUAAAUCAAAUGACAACUGGAAUAAGUGACAUGGUCGCUAUAGCCAAACUUAUGAAUGCUACUUUGGUUUUACCAACAUUAGACCAUCAUUCAUUUUGGACAGAUAGCAGUGGUUUUAAACAAAUUUUCAACUGGAGGAACUUUAUUAAAGUCUUAGAAGAUGAGGUUCCAAUAGUGGAAUCUCUGCCACCAAGAUUUGCAGCAAUUAGGCCAGCAUUGAAAGCUCCAGUUUCUUGGUCCAAGGGUAGCUACUACAAAGGGGAGAUGAUGGGAUUAUUGAGAAGACAGAAAGUGAUAAAAUUUACCCACACUGAUUCUCGCCUUGUCAAUAAUGGUCUUCCUGAUUCAAUUCAGAAAAUACGUUGUCGUACCAUGUAUAAAGCUCUUAGAUUUUCAGUGCCAAUUGAAGGGCUUGCAAUGAAGUUGGUAAAUAGACUUAGAAACAAUACGCAUUAUCUUGCCCUCCAUCUAAGAUAUGAAAAGGACAUGCUUGCUUUCACAGGAUGCAAUCACAACCUAACAAAAGAAGAAGCAAGAGAACUGAGAGAAAUGAGAUACAAAGUGAAACAUUGGAAGAACAAAGAGAUUGAUGGCAAAUCAAAGCGGCUAAAGGGUGUUUGUCCCAUGACUCCAAGAGAAGUAGCAUUGUUCCUUGAAGCAAUUGGGUUCCCUCUUGACACAAAAAUCUACAUAGCUGCUGGUAGCAUUUAUGGCUCACAAGGACUCAAACCACUUGAAACCAAGUACCCUAAUGUCUUCUCACACUCCACUUUGGCAACAAAAGAAGAGCUUGAACCCUUUAGGAUCCACCAGAAUCAGCUUGCUGCUUUGGAUUAUGUUAUUUCGGUUGAAAGUGAUGCUUUUCUUUACACCUAUGAUGGCAACAUGGCUAAAGCAGUACGAGGUCACAGAGCAUUUCAAGGAUUUCGUAAAACCAUUGCCCCAAACAAGCAAAAGUUUGUUAGGUUGGUUGAUGAGUUAGACAGUGACUUAAUUUCUUGGGAAGAUUUCUCAUCUAAGGUUAAGAGCAUACACAAAAACAAUGUGGGAGCACCACAUCCUAGAAAAAUUGAUCGCCACCCCAAAUUGGAAGAGAACUUUUAUGCAAACCCUUUUCCAGGUUGCAUUUGUGAGAAGUGA